AUGCUGCCCUGCCCUGCCCUGCCCUGCCCUGCCCCUGCCGGCCCCUUUCACGAUUGCAGCAAAUUUCAAGAAGUGGCUGAAACAUUCACGAUUGGCGCGAUCGACCCCAGAAGAGCUGCAUGCUGUCGCGGGAACCUGGGGGCAGCAGGCAAUCUGCAGGUCGGCGAUGCUGCUGCUGCUGCUGCUGCUGCUGCUGCUGCUGCUGCUGCUGCUGUAGAGGCGCUGUUGUUGCAUGCAGCAGCAGCAGCAAAAUACGGGGAAGGUGACAUGAGGUGCAUGCGCGGACACAGACGCCCCUACAGCAUCGUGCAUCAGCAGCAGCAGCAGCAGCGGGCGAGUCGAGUCGAGUCUAGUCUAACAGAAGCAGAUGAGAGAUGA
This is a messenger RNA of Ceraceosorus guamensis, 378 nucleotides long. RefSeq lists its product as hypothetical. The coding region runs from base 1 to 378 and encodes 125 amino acids. Lineage: Eukaryota; Fungi; Basidiomycota; Exobasidiomycetes; Ceraceosorales; Ceraceosoraceae. The record is from RefSeq and is a predicted model, not a curated record. The transcript has 3 exons.